AUAAUGGUCAAUAGUCCAUGAUCAGAUUAAGUGUUUCAUAAUGUAUUCAAAUUCAAAAGCUGAACAACAAAUUCUACUGUGCCAUACUAAAACAUAUUUACUUUAUGUGUAUGGUGACUCUACAUUUCCACUCAUCCACCAACCCCAUCCAAAACCCUAUUCAGUAAAGAGAAGCUGAUAUUGAAACUUUCCUAAAUUGACAACAACUAAAAUCUGAAUGCAUGUUGCAUAUUAUAUAUAUGUAAAGAAUGACAAUAAUAUGAGCUUUAGUGCUAAUCCAACAGCCUUGAAGAACUGGAGAGUAAAAUUGAUAUAAAGUGGCCGUACCUUAAAGACUUCAAUUUGUAUAAAAGACGAUGAAUAUCUUUUCAGUUGCAAUUAUCAACAGUGAUGCUUUCUCUUCAACAUUACUGGUGCAAUGAAAGAAAUGCUUCGUGAAUUGUACUCCCAAUAAUCCUCUUCUGUAAGUGCUAGUGUUUUCUCUUCUCCUCUGGGGCAGCAUUCAGAAUUUGGCUCAAGUCCAAUAUCUAGGCAUUUUUUUUGAGAGGUCAUAGUAUCAAAUCUGUGUCACAAGCCUUCGCCUGUUACCGAAAGUUUGCAUCAACUAUGCAUUUCAUCCAAUUGUACUUAUCCCAAAAAAAAAACAAAGUGAAAUAUGCCAGAAUUCGACCUACUGACUGUCUAUGCCAUACUAGAGGAGUGUGCCAUUGCUUCUUUCAUUCCGUUUUCAAGAUAUCUUCAGGUAAAAUUCUGGAACCAGACUCAUAAUGUGAAGUGCACCAGCUUGUCUUUACUUUAUCCAUUUUUGUUUUUUUUUUUUCUCCUUGGUCUCUUUGUCUGAGUUGUUCCUUUAAAAUUAUCAUCAUUGUGAUCUGACAUCCAGUUAGCAUGACAUUUGUCAUCAUAUGGAAGUAUGGAACAACCUGUCCAUUGAUCAAUGGUUCUCCUGCAUGAAACCCUUUUCAUAUUUGCAUAACAGAGAUGUAAUUUGUUCUAGGAAAUUGUUCUUAACUACAGAAAGAACACAGAUAGUGCUGAUGGUGUGAUGGUUUUGAAAACAGGUGAUGUGCUGCCACUCUUCUCUAUCCUCAGGACAAAAUUAAAAUGGAUGUUUAUGCACAAUUUUGACAAGGCAGGAGAAAUAGUAUAUGUACGAUGCCUAAGCAUUUUGCCUUCCAAAGAAUAUGGAAAGAGAGUUAUUUUGCAUAGGCAUUUGAAUGAGUUAUUUUUUUCCCUGGGAUUUUCCAAUCAAGACUUCAAAGAAAAAAAUGCUGGCGUUUUCAUUCUCGGAGUUAUCAUCAAAAUAGAAUACCUUAAUUAACUUCCUAAUUGAUGGAAAAAGAGUGAAAAACAUGAGGGGGCAGUUUCAAUACUGAAGUAAAAAUACAUGCCUAAA
Molecule: messenger RNA, 1396 nt
Organism: Rubroshorea leprosula
Lineage: Eukaryota; Viridiplantae; Streptophyta; Magnoliopsida; Malvales; Dipterocarpaceae
Source: the annotation of a GenBank genome assembly